GAAAACGAUUUUUUGAAACAUGGCGGCGGACACGCAGAAGAACAACAACAAAGCUGGAAAACCGGCUAAAAAGGAGCCUCAGCCGCUCAUCAUUGCCAAAACUCCGGCAGAGGAACAACGAUUAAAGUUAGAAAAGUUGAUGAGAAACCCCGACAAGCCUGCUCCGAUCCCAGACCGACCAAAAGAAUGGAAUCCAAGGGCCCCGCCAGAGUUUGUUCGGGACGUGAUGGGCUCAAGUGCCGGGGCAGGCAGCGGUGAAUUUCACGUUUAUCGCCACCUUCGCCGCAGAGAGUACCAGCGACAAGACUUUCUCGACAAAAUGUCUGAGGUCCAAAAUAAAAACGAAGCAUAUCUGGAAAGGUUGGAGAAGAACAAGCAGGCAGCGGAAGAGAGGACGGCUAAACGGAGGAAGAAACGAGAAAAGCUUAAGCAGAAGAAGCUAGCGGCUAAGAAAGCUAAACAAGAGCUUGACAAAAAUGACGGAAGGGACGAUGAUGAGAAAAGUUCUGAUAGCAGCGAAGGAGAAGACCACGACGAGGAGCGAGAGGCAGAGGAUGAUGCUGAGGUCCCAAGCUUCAUCAUGGGAAAGAAAUGACUUAAAGGACAAAUUGGCCAUUGAAUGGACAAGGCUAGGGGCCAGUUUCUAGGCUGUAGUCAUGAUUGGGAAUUAUUGUAUUUUUCUGCUGGCCAUUUAAAACUUCGCUGAAAUAUUUUUUACAUUUGCAUUUUUAGGUUUGUACCAUUUGAGGCCAAAGCAAAAGCUUAUAAGAGGAGAGUACAAGGCUGAAGCUGUCACAGAUGUCAGAACAUUCACUAAUCUAAUUGGAGCA
Periophthalmus magnuspinnatus is the source of this 830-nucleotide messenger RNA. It is a transcript of the gene prkrip1, whose product is annotated as PRKR interacting protein 1. NCBI's taxonomy places the organism in Eukaryota, Metazoa, Chordata, Actinopteri, Gobiiformes, Gobiidae. Bases 20 to 595 code for a protein of 191 amino acids. The record is from RefSeq and is a predicted model, not a curated record. Gene Ontology annotation, biological process: negative regulation of protein kinase activity. Gene Ontology annotation, cellular component: nucleolus. Gene Ontology annotation, molecular function: protein kinase inhibitor activity; protein kinase binding; double-stranded RNA binding. The transcript has a single exon.